GUGUAGAUGGAUAUUUCCAUUCUUGUGCUAUCGAGCAAAAGUUCGAAUCUUCAAAGUUCCAUUCCAUAUGGUCAAUUUCUUUUUUAUUGUCGCGCUCAACAGCGGGAACGGAUUCAGCGAGAAAGGCAACCACAAUUUCAACGGUGACACAGAAUUUAUUUGCCAUCUUCCACCAGGAAGAAGCAUAUAAACUUUUUUUUACUAAUCAGCGCUCAAGUAUUUGUAGUUAGCAAAGAAAUUGAAUCCUUAUUCCUUACAGCGCAGAUGUGAUUUCAGUGAAAGUAAAACAGAGUCUCAGGAUUGGAGAUUUUUUCUGAACUUUUUUCAGGUGUGCCGUUUCUUGCUGUUAAAAUGAACGUGGAGAGUCAAAAUAAGAAGAAAGAGUAUGCUGCUGAUAUUUCCUCCAUAAAGGAAGCCCGGAUACGUAUUCGACCUUUCAUCCAUCAAACCCCAGUUUUUUCAUCUGAAACUAUCAAUGCUGCUUCAGGAAAACAACUUUUCUUCAAAUGUGAAUGUUUCCAGAAGGGUGGAGCUUUCAAAUUCAGAGGUGCCUGCAAUGCUAUAUAUUCACUUGAUGAGGGCGAGGCUGCUAAAGGGGUUGUGACACAUAGCAGUGGCAACCAUGCUGCAGCUUUGUCUUUGGCUGCAAAACUGCGCGGAAUCCCUGCAUAUAUAGUUAUACCAGAAAAUGCUCCAAAAUGUAAAGUUGAAAAUGUGAUACGUUAUGGUGGUCAGAUUAUUUGGAGCAAAAGCGCAAUACAGUCAAGGGAAUCGGUUGCUGCGAGGGUUAUGCAAGAAACUGGUGCACUUCUCAUACACCCAUAUAAUGAUGGGCGCAUAAUAAGUGGGCAAGGUACCAUCUCGUUGGAGCUUCUGGAACAAGUCCCACAAUUAGACACUUUAAUCGUUCCCAUAAGUGGUGGUGGUUUGAUAUCAGGAAUUUCAGUGGCUGCAAAGGCCAUCAAUCCUGCCAUCCGGAUUUUUGCUGCAGAACCUAAGGGAGCUAAUGAUGCAGCCAUGUCAAAAGCAGCUGGUAAGAUAGUAACACUGCCAGAAACCACCACCAUAGCCGAUGGUCUUCGAGCUUUUCUCGGCAACCUGACCUGGCCAAUAGUAAGAGAUUUGGUGGAUGAUGUAAUAACUGUGGAGGACACAGAGAUAGUUGAAGCAAUGAGACUUUGUCUUGAAAUUCUGAAAGUUGUUGUGGAACCAAGUGGGGCAAUAGGUCUUGCUGCUGUUCUCUCUGAUAGUUUCAAGCAAAACCCUUCAUGGAAGGAUUGCAACUCCAUUGGCAUUAUACUUUCUGGAGGUAAUGUUGAUCUUGGCAUGCUUUGGAAUUCUUACAAAAAAUGAAGCUCGAUCCUCAUUUAUGGAUUCUCGAUUGUUGAUCUGCCGAUGCUUCUUCUGUGAGCCCUUACCAUUUGACUUUUCAUUCCUUGGGAGACUUGUUUUCAAUCCUUGCUGAUCAUGUGAGCAAAUAUAGUCAGUUGAUUCCUGCAGGUUGCAAUCAUUUUUUUUUUUUUUUUGGUUUAAAUGUUUACACUGUUAGUUUCUUCUUUGAUAGAUUGAUUUUAACGAUGGAAAAUGGAGUUUGACAUGCUAUAAUAUGGAAAUAACUUCAAUUCCAAGAAGUCAUAUUUGUUGGAACAUUAAUAUGGAA
Molecule: messenger RNA, 1660 nt
Organism: Cucumis sativus (cucumber)
Lineage: Eukaryota; Viridiplantae; Streptophyta; Magnoliopsida; Cucurbitales; Cucurbitaceae
Product: serine racemase
Exons: 8
Coding region: 352-1353 (333 amino acids)
Biological process (GO): D-serine biosynthetic process; pyruvate biosynthetic process; L-serine metabolic process
Molecular function (GO): magnesium ion binding; ATP binding; serine racemase activity
Source: RefSeq, a predicted model, not a curated record